UAAAAAGACCCCCAAAAAAAAAAAAAUUGUAAAUGGCUAAGGAUAUUGAGGUUGGAGGCACCAGGGACUAUCAGGACCCUCCCCCGGCACCACUAAUCGACCCAGAAGAGCUCGGCAAAUGGUCAUUAUAUCGGGCUGUGAUUGCCGAGUUCAUUGCUACCCUUUUGUUCUUAUAUGUUACGGUUUUGACGGUGAUCGGUUACAGAAUCCAGAGUGCAGCCGAUGAGUGUGGUGGAGUCGGCAUUCUCGGUAUUGCUUGGGCCUUUGGCGGCAUGAUCUUCGUACUCGUUUACUGCACAGCUGGCAUUUCCGGGGGGCACAUUAACCCUGCAGUGACAUUCGGGCUGUUCUUGGCCCAAAAGGUAUCUCUCAUUCGGGCCGUGCUGUAUAUAGUGGCACAGUGCUUGGGGGCCAUAUGCGGAUGUGGGUUCGUGAAAGCCUUCCAAAAAACGUACUACACGAGAUAUGGUGGAGGCGCAAACUCGCUGGCGGCCGGCUACAGCACCGGCACAGGCCUGGCGGCAGAGAUUAUCGGCACUUUUGUUCUUGUCUACACUGUCUUCUCAGCCACCGACCCCAAAAGGAAUGCCCGGGACUCUCAUGUUCCGGUCCUGGCGCCACUUCCCAUUGGGUUUGCCGUGUUCAUGGUCCACCUGGCCACGAUCCCGAUCACCGGAACCGGAAUAAACCCGGCAAGGAGCUUUGGGGCUGCCGUGAUUUACGGGAAGGACAAGGCAUGGGACGAUCAGUGGAUUUUCUGGGUGGGACCGCUGAUUGGGGCGGCCAUAGCCGCCAUCUACCACCAGUACAUCCUCCGGGCAGGGGCGGUGAAGGCCCUGGGGUCGUUCAGAAGCUCUUCUUACUGAUGGCCCGAAAGGGAUUUAUGAGCAGUGGAAAAUUGCAAAAAUUUAAAGAGUGGCACUGGUUUUUGAGCGUGCCCGAGUUUGUGUUAUUAUUGAUCUUUGUGUGCUAUUUGAUUUUCGUUUGCAAGCUUUUAAUGGCUUUUGUCUGUUUUAUCUUGUACAUGGCGCCCAAUGUAAUGGCCGGCUUUAAGCAUCCAAGUAAUAAAAUUUAUGCAUCACAUUUCACUUUUAUCCAAGCACAUUAAAACGUGUGUUGUGAUUUUCCAACACUUCAUGGAUAUGCUAAUUUCCUACUAGAUAUAUUAAUAUAUUAAUUUAUGUCCAGUAAGA
This is a messenger RNA of Striga asiatica, 1193 nucleotides long. The record is from the annotation of a GenBank genome assembly. Lineage: Eukaryota; Viridiplantae; Streptophyta; Magnoliopsida; Lamiales; Orobanchaceae.